UGGGUGACUGUCACCAUGCCUGGCGCCCAGAGCCGGGCCCGGGCCCGGGACCGCAACAACGUCCUCAACCGGGCCGAGUUCCUUUCCCUGAACCAGCCCCCCAAGGGGGCGCCGGAGCCCCGCAGCUCGGGCAGGAAGGCCUCGGGCCCCUCGGCACAGCCCUCGUGCCCUGGCGAUGGGGCCCGCGAGCGGCGCCAGUCUCAGCAGCUGCCCGAGGAGGACUGCAUGCAGCUGAACCCCUCCUUCAAGGGCAUCGCCUUCAACUCCCUGCUGGCCAUUGACAUCUGCAUGUCCAAGCGCCUUGGGGUGUGCGCCGGCCGGGCUGCAUCCUGGGCCAGUGCCCGCUCCAUGGUCAAGCUCAUUGGCAUCACAGGCCACGGCAUCCCCUGGAUCGGGGGUACCAUCCUCUGCCUGGUGAAGAGCAGCACGCUGGCCGGCCAGGAGGUGCUCAUGAACCUACUUCUGGCCCUGCUCCUGGACAUCAUGACGGUGGCUGGCGUGCAGAAGCUCAUCAAGCGGCGCGGCCCGUUUGAGACGAGCCCCAGCCCCCUGGACUACCUCACCAUGGAUAUCUACGCCUUCCCCGCCGGACACGCCAGCCGCGCGGCCAUGGUGUCCAAGUUCUUCCUCAGCCACCUGGUGCUGGCGGUGCCCCUGCGCGUCUUGCUGGUGCUCUGGGCCCUCUGUGUGGGCCUGUCUCGGGUCAUGAUCGGCCGCCACCACAUCACCGAUGUCCUCUCCGGCUUCGUCAUCGGCUACUUCCAGUUCCGCCUCGUCGAACUGGUCUGGAUGUCCUCCAACACCUGCCAGAUGCUCAUCUCCGCCUGGUGA
Eubalaena glacialis (North Atlantic right whale) is the source of this 831-nucleotide messenger RNA. RefSeq names its product phospholipid phosphatase 7 (inactive) (gene PLPP7). Gene Ontology annotation, cellular component: nuclear envelope. The coding region runs from base 16 to 831 and encodes 271 amino acids. Gene Ontology annotation, molecular function: sphingosine-1-phosphate phosphatase activity. The record is from RefSeq and is a predicted model, not a curated record. Lineage: Eukaryota; Metazoa; Chordata; Mammalia; Artiodactyla; Balaenidae. The transcript is spliced from 2 exons.